GCGUCCUCCUGUUCUUGAUCUCUCCUCUGUACGCUGCCGCGUCCUUCGUUCUCCCGUGCUAAUCUCGGGUAGAAAAGCGAUAGCCCAAGGGAAUCUAACCUCCUCCACCAAUUUUGGGGUUUUGGUGGGCAGGCGAUCAGGUCCAGGCCGCUGCGCUCGCGAGCAAUGGGGCGUGGGAAGGUGGAGAUGAAGAGGAUCGAGAACCGGGUGAGCCGGCAGGUGACCUUCUCCAAGCGCCGCAAGGGCCUGCUCAAGAAGGCCCACGAGCUCGCCGUGCUCUGCGACGUGGACGUCGGCGUCGUCGUCUUCUCCGAGCGCGGCAAGCUGUUCGAGUACCCCAACCCGCCGGCCAGCUUGACCGAUCUGAUUCGGCGGUACGAGGCCGUCACCAACACGCAACUCCUCCAGGAGACCCACUGCACUGAUCAUCAGCAGCAAAUGAUCGCGGAGAUCGGCAGGCUGCGGCGCGAGUACGAGCAGCUGCAGGCCAGCCUGAUGGCGUGCACGGGAGAAGACCUGUCGUCUCUGACCUCGGUGGAUGAACUCGACGAGCUCGAGCAGCAGCUCGAGUCGGCCCUCAGCAAAGCCCGUGCAAGAAAGGACGAGCUGCUAACCAGCCUGGACGACGAACUGCAGCUCAAGAUCAACGGGAACGGGCGCCAUGGCGCAGCUGCUGUGGGCGUGGAGACGGAGGAGAUCGCGGAGCCGCUGCCGCCGUCGCCGUCGUUCGCGUACCUCCUGAAAGUGAAGGAGAAGUCGGCGGCGAGCACGAUGCUGCAGCUGUGGCCGCAGGCGGACGACGACGACGACGACAUUGAGUGA
This is a messenger RNA of Panicum hallii, 822 nucleotides long. Its product is annotated as MADS-box transcription factor 30-like. Gene Ontology annotation, molecular function: RNA polymerase II cis-regulatory region sequence-specific DNA binding; protein dimerization activity; DNA-binding transcription factor activity, RNA polymerase II-specific. The transcript has 6 exons. Gene Ontology annotation, cellular component: nucleus. Gene Ontology annotation, biological process: positive regulation of transcription by RNA polymerase II. Bases 166 to 822 code for a protein of 218 amino acids. The record is from RefSeq and is a predicted model, not a curated record. NCBI's taxonomy places the organism in Eukaryota, Viridiplantae, Streptophyta, Magnoliopsida, Poales, Poaceae.